GUCGCCCUUUUAUAAAGCCGAUCGAUUUUAACACUUUCGUAUUAUGUUCUCUUACGGUUUUGUUAUCCACCACGAAGAGAAAAACAGAAGAUGAUCGUCUCGUUUCGUCUCGUAUCGCGAUAAAUACUACGUAACGGCAUAGAAAUUUCAACGAACACUUGACCGGCGUUUUGCAGCUGGCCCCACCCAACAAGUAGCCGGCGGCGAGUAUUAUCUGUUACCGUUACUUUUUAUUGUUAUUUUGAUUUUCUCAUACAGAAAAAAUAAACUUAAAAGGAUUCACAAACCGCCCCACUUUGCACCACCAACUAACAGAUGUCUAGGACUGCAGCCAGAAGCUCUUUGUCACUGCCACCUCCUCCUUCGGUGGACUGCAAAGUAAAGUGCUUCUCACUCCGUCCCUCUUUUCUUCUGUAGAGGCAGAGACGUGUCGUUAGGGUUUGAUUUUUCAGCCGAGAAGAAAAUGGGAAUUGCACGGAGACAGUUGAAGGCUAUGCUUCGGAAGAACUGGCUUCUCAAAAUCCGUCACCCUUUCAUUACAUCCGCUGAGAUUUUGCUCCCUACCGUAGUAAUGGUGUUGUUGAUAGUGGUAAGGACUCGAGUUGAUACACAGAUUCAUCCAGCACAGCCGUAUAUCCGGGAAGAAAUGUUUGUGGAAGUGGGCAAAGGAAUGUCCCCUAAUUUUGAACAAGUCGUCGAAUCACUAUGGAUCAAGGGAGAGAACCUGGCUUUCGCACCAGAUACAGAAGAGACAAGGGCGAUGAUUAACUUGAUGUCAAUAAAAUUUCCGCUUCUGAAGCAUGUAAGUAGAGUUUACAAAGAUGAAGAAGAGCUGGAAGCCUACAUACGCUCAGAUAUUUAUGGUACCUGCAAACACCAUAUCAGGAAUUGUUCAAAUCCUAAAAUCAAAGGAGCAGUGGUAUUUCAUUCUCAGGGUCCACAGUUGUUUGACUAUAGCAUACGUCUCAAUCACUCAUGGGCUUUCUCUGGAUUUCCUGAUGUUAAAUCCAUUAUGGAUACUAAUGGUCCUUAUCUUAACGACUUGGAACUGGGUGUAAAUACUGUACCAACAAUGCAAUACAGCUUCAGCGGGUUUUUAACUCUCCAGCAAGUACUGGAUUCUUUCAUAAUAUUUGCUUCACAACAAUCUGACACUGGAAAUAUAGAACUUUCUCCAUUGCACUCCUCUGGUGCAGCUUCCUCCCUCAAAGAGCCAUGGACUCGGUUCACCCCAUCUAAGAUAAGAAUAGCCCCGUUCCCCACUCGUGAGUACACUGAUGAUGAGUUCCAGUCCAUCAUCAAGAAGGUUAUGGGUGUAUUGUAUCUUUUGGGAUUUCUCUACCCCAUCUCUCGCUUGAUCAGCUAUUCUGUGUUCGAGAAGGAACAGAAGAUAAAAGAAGGUCUCUACAUGAUGGGGUUGAAAGAUGAGAUAUUUUAUCUCUCUUGGUUUAUCACAUAUGCUCUGCAAUUUGCAAUUUCUUCUUUGAUCAUUACGCUUUGCGCCAUGGAUAACCUUUUCAAGUAUAGUGAUAAAUCAGUGGUGUUCACGUACUUCUUUUUGUUUGGAUUAAGCGCCAUCACACUGUCAUUUUUUAUCUCUACUUUCUUCACUCGAGCCAAAACAGCUGUUGCAGUUGGAACGCUUUCUUUUCUGGGUGCCUUUUUCCCUUAUUAUUCGGUCAAUGAUGAAGCUGUUUCAAUGAUAUUAAAGGUUGUAGCUUCUCUGCUUUCACCUACGGCCUUUGCUCUAGGGUCAAUCAACUUUGCUGACUAUGAGCGUGCUCAUGUUGGUCUUCGCUGGACGAACAUAUGGCGGGAAUCUUCCGGGGUCAAUUUCUUGGUCUGUCUUCUUAUGAUGUUUGUUGACACAUUGCUGUACUGUGCAGUUGGUCUUUACUUGGAUAAGGUACUUCCGAGGGAGAAUGGAGUUCAUUAUCCAUGGAACUUCAUUUUUAGCAAGUCUUUUUGGAAAAAGAAAACUAUCAACACAGAUCAAACUGCAACUCUUGAUGUUAAUAUUAAUGAUGAAGUUUCCAUCCAAAAAAUGGGUUUUCCUGGGAAAGAUAAUAUUAAACCAUCUGUGGAAACAAUAAGUUUGGACAUGAAGCAACAAGAGCUUGAUAGCAGAUGCAUCCAAAUAAGGAAUCUGCAUAAGGUCUACGCCACUAAAAAGGGAAAGUGCUGUGCUGUUAACUCAUUACAACUUACCUUGUAUGAAAAUCAGAUUCUUGCUCUUCUAGGACAUAAUGGGGCUGGUAAAAGUACAACAAUAUCAAUGCUUGUUGGCCUUCUUCCUCCUACUUCAGGGGAUGCUUUGGUGUUUGGGAAGAAUAUUACAGCAGAAAUGGAUGAGAUAAGGAAGGGAUUGGGUGUGUGCCCUCAAAGUGAUAUCCUAUUUCCAGAGUUGACUGUGAGAGAGCAUUUGGAAAUUUUUGCUACAUUGAAAGGUGUUGACGAAGACGUUAUGGAGAGAGUUGUUACAGAUAUGGUCGAUCAAGUGGGGUUAGCUGAUAAAAGUAACACUAUUGUGAGGGCUCUUUCAGGAGGCAUGAAGAGGAAAUUGUCUCUUGGCAUCGCGUUGAUAGGAAAUAGCAAGGUUAUAAUUCUUGAUGAACCAACUAGUGGAAUGGAUCCAUAUUCAAUGCGAUUAACAUGGCAGUUAAUAAAGAAAAUAAAAAAGGGUAGGAUUAUAUUGCUGACAACACACUCAAUGGAUGAAGCUGAGGAGCUUGGAGAUCGGAUAGCUAUUAUGGCCAAUGGUUCUCUGAAAUGCUGUGGAAGUUCCCUUUACUUGAAGCAUCAGUAUGGGGUUGGUUAUACUUUAACUUUAGUGAAGCGUGCACCCAAUGCCUCACUGGCUGCUGAUAUUGUUUACCGCCACAUACCAUCUGCAAUGUGUGUCAGUGAGGUUGGAACUGAGAUUUCCUUCAAGCUUCCUUUAGCAUCUUCAUCGUCCUUUGAAAGUAUGUUUAGGGAAAUUGAAAGUUGCAUGAGAAGAUCAGUUCCUAAUUCAAUAUUGGAUGAUGAAAAAGACUCUAUUGGCAUUGAAAGUUAUGGUAUAUCUGUCACAACUCUAGAGGAGGUAUUCUUGAGAGUUGCAGGAUGUGACUAUGAUGCCUCAGAAUGUUUUGAGCAAAAAGAAAGCGUCCAUUUGCCUGGUUCUGUGAUUUCCCAGGCUUCACUUGAUCCUGCUGCCACUCCCAAAAAACAUUUGCACUCAGAUAAACAUUUUGGAAGUUAUAAAAAGAUUCUUGGGGUAAUAUCAACCAUAGUGGGGAGAGCUUGUGGUUUGAUAUUUGCUACAAUUUUAAGUUUCAUAAACUUCUUAACUGUGCAAUGCUGUAGCUGCUGUAUUAUUUCAAGGUCAACAUUUUGGCAACAUUGUAAGGCUCUAUUUAUAAAGAAAGCGAUAUGUGCUCGGAGGGAUCGGAAAACAAUUGUCUUCCAGCUUCUUAUUCCUGCUGUUUUUUUGCUUCUUGGUCUUAUUUUGCUCAAGCUCAAGCCACAUCCUGAUCAGCAGUCUGUGACCUUUACAACCUCAAAUUUUAAUCCUCUGUUAAGUGGUGGUGGUGGCGGUGGUCCAAUUCCUUUUAACUUAUCCUUGCCAAUUGCAAAGGAGGUUGCAGAUUAUAUUAAAGGGGGUUGGAUUCAAAGCGUAAAACCAAUUGUUUAUAAAUUCCCUGAUUCAGAAAGAGCACUGGCAGAUGCAAUUGAAGCUGCAGGACCAAAUUUGGGACCAGUUUUACUUUCAAUGAGUGAAUAUUUAAUGUCUAGCUUUAAUGAAUCAUACCAGUCAAGGUAUGGAGCAAUUGUGAUGGACGAUCAGAAUGAUGAUGGAAGUUUAGGCUACACCGUACUACACAACAGUUCUUGUCAGCAUGCUGCCCCAACUUUUAUCAAUUUAAUGAAUUCUGCAAUCCUUAGACUUGCUGCUUAUAACAAAAAUAUGACAAUUCAAACACGUAAUCAUCCCCUACCAAUGACAGUAAGCCAGCACUUGCAACGUCAUGAUUUGGAUGCCUUCUCUGUUGCAAUUAUUGUCAGUAUCUCAUUCUCCUUCAUCCCUGCCUCAUUUGCUGUUUCCAUUGUGAAGGAGCGUGAAGUAAAAGCUAAACAUCAACAACUGAUUAGCGGGGUUUCUGUACUUUCAUAUUGGGUUUCUACAUAUGUAUGGGACUUCAUCAGCUUCUUAUUUCCUUUUUCUAUUGCAAUAAUCCUUUUUAACAUCUUUGGUCUGGAGCAGUUUAUUGGAAGUGGUUGUUUCUUUCCUACUAUCAUUAUGUUUAUGGAGUAUGGAUUAGCUGUUGCAUCUUCGACAUAUUGCCUUUCUUUUUUCUUUUGUGACCACACUAUGGCACAGAAUGUGGUUCUCUUGGUCAACUUUUUCUCGGGGCUCGUCCUUAUGGCUAUCUCAUUCAUUAUGGGGCUUCUUAAGUCAACAGCCAGUGCAAAUUCUUUUCUUAAGAAUUUCUUCAGAUUAUCUCCAGGGUUUUGCUUUGCUGAUGGACUUGCAUCACUGGCCCUUCUACGUCAAGGGAUGAAAGAUAAAUCAAGCGAUGCUUUUGAUUGGAAUGUUACUGGUGCCUCGAUUUGUUAUCUUGGUUCAGAGAGCAUCAGUUUCUUCCUAUUGACACUCGUGCUUGAAUUCUGGCCUUCUUAUAAAGUGACUCUAUUCUCAGUCAAGGAGUGGUGGAAGAGUUUCCGGCAUGACAAUUCUAGUUUUUCAGAACCUCUUCUAAAAUCAUCCUCACAGGCUGAUACUCUUGAUGUCGAUGAAGACAGAGAUGUAAAAACAGAAAGAAAUAGGGUACUUUCAGGUUCUAUUGAUAAUGCAAUUAUCUACUUGCGUAACCUUCGGAAGGUGUAUCCGGGAGGAAAGCGUCAAGGUUCAAAAGUGGCAGUAGAUUCUUUGACCUUCUCAGUUCAAGAAGGGGAAUGUUUUGGUUUCUUGGGAACAAACGGAGCUGGGAAGACAACUACUCUGUCAAUGUUAUCUGGUGAGGAAUCUCCAACUGAUGGAACUGCUUUUAUAUUUGGAAAAAGUAUAAUCUCCAAUCCCAAGGCAGCUCGUAAGCAUGUUGUCAUGGAAAAGUUAUUGGAGUUUGACUUGUUGAAGCAUGCUAACAAACCAUCAUUCUGCCUAAGUGGGGGAAACAAGCGCAAAUUAUCUGUCGCAAUUGCAAUGAUUGGAGAUCCUCCUAUAGUCAUUCUUGAUGAGCCAUCAACUGGUAUGGAUCCUAUUGCCAAACGUUUCAUGUGGGAAGUGAUAUCUCGUAUUUCAACCAGACGAGGAAAGACAGCUGUAAUUCUUACUACCCAUAGCAUGAAUGAAGCUCAAGCUCUGUGUACUAGGAUCGGUAUAAUGGUUGGAGGUCGAUUGAGGUGCAUUGGAAGUCCACAGCAUCUGAAAACAAGAUUUGGAAAUCAUCUAGAGCUAGAGAUCAAACCUAUUGAAGUCAGCUAUGCAGACAUGGAAAAUCUUUGUCGAGUAAUUCAAGAAAGGCUUUUUGAUAUCCCUUCUCAUCCUAGGAGCUUACUGGGUGACCUUGAAGUUUGCAUUGGUGGAAAUGACUCUAUAAGGUCUGAAGCAUCUGUUGCAGAAAUUAGUUUGUCACGUGAAAUGAUAAUUAUAAUUGGACGGUGGCUUGGAAAUGAAGAAAGAGUGAAGACACUUGUAUCAUCGAAACCUAUUUCUGAUGGGGUUUUCAGUGAACAAUUAUCUGAGCAACUAAUUCGAGACGGUGGUAUACCAUUGCCAAUAUUUUCUGAAUGGUGGUUAUUGAAAGAAAAGUUCUCAGCGAUUGAAUCAUUUGUCUUCUCGUCAUUUCCGGAUGCAAUAUUUCAAGUGUGCAAUGGAUUGAGUAUCAAAUAUCAGUUGCCAUAUGGGGAAGGCUUGUCAUUAGCGGAUGUCUUUGGACACUUGGAAGGGAACAGAAAUCAAAUUGGCAUUGCAGAAUACAGUAUCAGUCAGUCCACGCUAGAAACCAUAUUUAAUCAUUUUGCCGCAAACCCAUGAGAUAUUUAUUGUAUGAAUCAAAAUUUUACUUGUAAUUUAAUAGAAAUUGGCUAAUCAUCAAAUACCCAGGCACCUCCCUCGUUUUUGUAAAAGGUCGAGAUUUUUUUUUUUUUUUUUUUGGGGGUAAAUAUUACGUACGGACCAGAAAAGUUAUAGAUAGUUGAGCAUUUUAUAAUCAUUAUUAUUUUUUCAGAAAUCCUAAGUCUGAAAUGCUUAGUAUGUU
Molecule: messenger RNA, 6239 nt
Organism: Ziziphus jujuba (common jujube)
Lineage: Eukaryota; Viridiplantae; Streptophyta; Magnoliopsida; Rosales; Rhamnaceae
Product: ABC transporter A family member 1
Exons: 39
Coding region: 464-6016 (1850 amino acids)
Biological process (GO): lipid transport; transmembrane transport
Cellular component (GO): membrane; intracellular membrane-bounded organelle
Molecular function (GO): ABC-type transporter activity; ATP binding; lipid carrier activity
Source: RefSeq, a predicted model, not a curated record